This is a messenger RNA of Ictidomys tridecemlineatus (thirteen-lined ground squirrel), 2475 nucleotides long. NCBI's taxonomy places the organism in Eukaryota, Metazoa, Chordata, Mammalia, Rodentia, Sciuridae. The record is from RefSeq and is a predicted model, not a curated record.
CUGGCUUUGUGGGAUUAAUUUAUUAAAAUACUGUCCAGGAUCUUGAAAGGUGGUCUGCCAGCAGACAGAGGCAUGUGGGAUAUGCGCAUGCACACAUGCAAAGCCUGAGUUUGGGUGCGAACUAGACUGCGAACCCCUGCGGGGCAGGAAUUUGAUCUGAGGCCUUGUGGUAUUGGCAGCUUCUCAAGAAGCCCUCCAGAGGCUGCUGUGUUCAGGGCUGCCUGGCACUGAGUGGGCUCCUGGAAAUGGCUGGGAAUGUAGCAAUCUGGCGAGGGCUAGAGCCUGCAGGAAUGCUUCCAGAAGGGACCAGAGCCCCAGGGUGGGUGUGGGGCAGGACCUGGAAUGGGGAAGUGUUGCUGGAGCGUGGAAAGGAGCUCAGGCCUGAAGAGCCCAGACACCUCGUCUCCUCUGUAGAACCCUCUCACAGUUCCCAUUAGGUGUGGAACCCAAGGAUUUGGUGAAGGAACUGUGGGCCAGAGAAGGUCAGUGACUUUGUCUAGGGUCACAGUGCACCAGCAGAACCCUAUCAAGUCUUCUCAGCCAGGUUCUAGGAGGCAGGGAGGGACCCAUGGGACAGAGAGGUGAGAGAAGUGGGGAGGGGUGAGAGAGGCCAGGAUUUGGAGUUGAGGAUGAGCCCUUAGGGUAAGGAAGUUGGAGUGUGUGUGUGUGUGAAUUAACAGUUGGUCUCUUUUGCAUGCCUAGGGUUUCUAACUGAAAUGGAAAACCAGGAAGGACAUUCCAUUCCACCCUCCUCCAUCCAAGAGCCUCCAGCCUGGCCAGCUCAUUGUGUGGGGCUAGAGCACAGUGCCUGCAGCUCUCUCCACCAGGUUGAAACUACUGGAAAUUGUCUGGUGGUGACUUUAGAAACCUUCCCUGAUACGCUGUAGAUGGUCUCUGUGAAGUCAAGAGAGCGCUCUGCCUGCUGUUCCCUACUGUUCUCUGUGGCCACCUGCAGAAGCUCACAGGUGUUCAGCUCGCGCUCGGCCGCCCUCCCUAGCCGCGGAGGCCAGGUGCGCCUGAGCUCGGGUCGCCCAGGCAGCCUAGGCAGCAGCAGCUUCUAUGGCUUGAGCGCCUCGCGGCCGCGGGUGGCGAUGCGCUCCGCCUAUGGGGGUCCAGUGGGCGCCGGCAUUCGCGAAGUCACCAUCAAUCAGAGCCUGUUGGCCCCUCUGCGGGUGGACAUCGACCCCUCCAUCCAGCAGGUGCGCCAGGAGGAGCGAGAGCAGAUCAAGACCCUCAACGACAAGUUUGCUUCCUUCAUUGACAAGGUGCGCUUCCUGGAGCAGCAGAACAAGAUGCUGGAGACCAAGUGGGCGCUGCUGCAGGAAUCAAAAUCAGCUAAGAGCAGCCGCCUCUCUGGCCUCUUUGAGGCCCAGAUUGCUGGCCUUCGGCGGCAGCUGGAAGCACUACAGAUGGAUGGAGGCCGCCUGGAGGUGGAGCUUCGGAGCAUGCAGGAUGUCGUAGAAGACUUCAAGAAUAAGUAUGAGGAGGAGAUCAACCGUCGCACGGCUGCUGAGAAUGAGUUUGUGGUGCUGAAGAAGGAUGUGGAUGCUGCCUACAUGAACAAGGUGGAGCUGGAGGCCAAGGUGGAUGCUCUGAAUGAUGAGAUCAGCUUCCUCAGGACCCUCAAUGAGACGGAGUUGGCAGAGCUGCAGUCCCAGAUCUCAGACACAUCUGUGGUUCUGUCCAUGGACAACAGCCGCUCCCUGGACCUGGACAGUAUCAUCGCUGAAGUGAAGGCUCAGUAUGAGGAGAUGGCCAAGCGCAGUCGGGCUGAGGCUGAAGCCUGGUACCAGACCAAGUUUGAGACCCUCCAGGCCCAGGCUGGAAAGCAUGGGGAAGACCUCCGGAACACCCGAAACGAGAUUGCGGAGAUGAACCGGGCCAUCCAGAGGCUGCAGGCUGAGAUCGACAGCAUCAAGAACCAGCGAGCCAAGUUGGAGGCUACCAUUGCAGAGGCCGAGGAGCAUGGGGAGCUGGCCGUCAGGGAUGCUCGCGCCAAGCAGGAGGAGAUGGAGGCCGCCCUGCAGCAGGCCAAGCAGGACAUGGCGCGGCAGCUGCGAGACUACCAGGAGCUCCUGAACGUCAAGCUGGCCCUGGACAUUGAGAUCGCCACCUACCGCAAGCUGCUGGAGGGCGAGGAGAGCCGGUUGGUUGGAGAUGGAGCAGGAGCGGUGAACAUCUCUGUGGUGAGUUCUACUGGUGGCAGUGGCAGAGGGCUGGUCUUCGGAGGAACCAUGGGCAGCAAUGCCCUGAGCUUCUCGAGCAGCGGGGGACCUGGAGCCCUCAAGGCCUAUUCCAUCAGGACCUCAUCUGCCACCCGAAGGAACCUCCGCAACUAAGCUGUGGGCACAGACAACACAUCCCCUGCCCACAGUCAUGGGACGACUCCGGCCUCCCACCCCUGGCCCUGAGAGUGAAACAUAGUCUGAAAACUAAUGUCAGAGAAGCUUCAAUAAAGAGAAUUUCUGAGCCCUG